AUGCGUGGUAUUGCGCAUGGGCACAAAGUCAACGGUUUGCCAUUGUGUACCCCGUCAAUCUACGCCGAAAUAGCCUUCACUAUCGGCCAUUAUGUACAAAAGAUAUUUCCCGACCAACUAUCCUCGACUCAAGUAUCCAUCGAGAAUAUAAAUAUUAUCAAGGCUCUGGUUGCGACACUUGAGGAACCGCAGUGGCUGCAGACUCUCGUGAAGGUGGACGAGCAUCUGCACACAGUAGCCGGCUUUAUCAUGAAUGCACACGAUGCGUCAGACCUCGAGAAGGAAUGCUUCGUGAAUCAUGGUUGGGGAUCUUUGACGAUGCGUGCAUCCGAAAAUUCUCCAUCGCGUUCUAUGCUCAGCACAGAAAUCCCAGAUGCAGAGAUCGCAAUCAUCUCCAAAGCGUGA
Messenger RNA from Parastagonospora nodorum SN15, 405 nucleotides. RefSeq lists its product as hypothetical. Bases 1 to 405 code for a protein of 134 amino acids. The record is from RefSeq and is a predicted model, not a curated record. NCBI's taxonomy places the organism in Eukaryota, Fungi, Ascomycota, Dothideomycetes, Pleosporales, Phaeosphaeriaceae. The transcript is spliced from 3 exons.